CGGAGCCUUUCCGGUGGAGCAGUCUCUCGCGCCUACAGUGGUGGAAUCGAACGUCCCCGAGCGCACACGGCGUAGAGGAGAGUACAGCGCACGAGUCUCUGGAAGGAAGAUAACGGUUUCUUUUUUGCCCCCUCUCCACUCUAACAACGAGAACAAACCAAACCUGAAUUUUCAGGGGGGUUUGCAGAGUCUUCACAUAUUCAGGAGGAGGGAAGCGAGGGAUCGGAGCCGCAAGUUUUUUUUUUUUCUUUUUUUCGUUUUUUUUUCUCCUUUUCCUAAAAGAGGAUUCUGUGUUUCGCGGUGGUUUGCUCUCCGUUCUCGCCGCAAAGAUGAUGGUCGGAGAGGUCGAAGUGAAGGAGCGACCGAGGCCGAGUCCCGACUAUUUGAUGCAAUUAUUAAACGAGAAGAAGCUCAUGACCAGUUUGCCAAAUCUCUGCGGCAUCUUCACACACCUGGAGAGGCUUCUCGAUGAAGAGAUCAACAGAGUGCGCAAAGACAUGUACAGCGACACAGUGAAUGGCCUUGUGGACAGACACCCUCUAGAGCUGCCCGAGCCUACGGGACCCAUCGUCCACCUGCAGGAAAAACUGUUCGUGCCUGUCAAAGAGUACCCCGAUUAUAACUUUGUGGGGAGAAUCCUUGGCCCUCGGGGACUCACAGCCAAACAGUUGGAAGCAGAGACAGGAUGCAAAAUCAUGGUGCGAGGCAAGAGCUCCAUGAGAGACAAGAAGAAGGAGGAGCAGAACAGAGGGAAGCCAAACUGGGAACACCUAAACGAAGACCUUCAUGUCCUGAUCACAGUGGAGGACUCGCAGGCCAGAGCGGAGAUCAAGAUGAGCAGAGCGGUGGAGGAGGUGAAGAAGCUCCUCGUACCUGCUGCGGAGGGUGAAGACAAUUUGAAGAAGAUGCAGCUGAUGGAGCUAGCGAUACUCAAUGGGACGUACAGAGACAACAACAUCAAAACCCCUACCCUUGCAUUCUCUCUUGCAGCAGCGGCAGCAGCCGCUCAGGGCCCCCGCCUAAUAGCGGCCCCCAAUGGUCAGGUGUUGCCUCCCCAGGCACUCCGGCCUCAGACACCAGCCGGGACUCCCAUCAUGAACCUCAUCCGUCCCACUCAGAUGGCUGCCAUGCUGCCCAAUGGCACCCCCACCCUGGUGCCUCCCACACCGGAUGGCGGGCUCAUCUACACCACCCCUUACGAUUACCCAUACGCCCUGGCACCCACCUCCCUGCUGGAGUACCCCAUCGAGCACAGUGGGGUUCUAGGUAAGAGAGCCUGGGGGAGCAUGGGUGCGGCAGGUACAAUGGCCAACUUUGGCCAGCCUGGACAGGAGGGGGCCUUGUUUUACCCUGGAGCUGGGGUGCUGGACGCGGCUUCCAUGAGCCACAGUCAGGACUUGUUGAAAGGUGCAAUGGCUACUAAAGUGAGACGGCAUGACACGCGGGUCCAUCCUUACCAAAGGAUUGUGACCGCUGACAGAGCCGCCACCGGCAACUAACACAUGACCUUCUGACCUCUGAACUCUUCACCCAAUGACGAGCCGCCCCAAGCCUGCCUGCUGAUCAGUUAACUGGUAAUUGCCUUUUGCUAGCCUCUCGGACGCAAGUGAGAGAGAGAGGCGCCUGCCCGUACAGUUACCCUAACACGUUCUGACAAAAAAAUAAAAAAUAGAAACCAACGCAGAAUCUUCACAGAAACACAACGCAACCAACAAAGUUGUGUAAUAUUCAUUUUUUCCCUCUGUUCAUUGAGUUUUAAUUCCCAUUCUUUCUCUUUCUUUUUCUUCAUGAAUCACACACCGGGUGGAUGUGUUAUUUUACUCAUAAAUCUGCACUGAAUAUAUAGCAAUAAAGAACCCCACCCAACCUGCCCACCCACCCUCCUUUCAGUACUCUAAUUUGGUGACCUCACUUGUAUGAGUCAAAGUUCAAUAAUACCCAUUUGACGCAAACCCUUUGGUUUCAGAGAAAUGACGCCACCCCCCCUCAAAUGCAAAAGCCCUCCUCCUUCCCCCUCCCCGCUUCCAACACCCAACUUUUUGGGAGAGAGAAAAAGAAACAGAAGGAAAGAGAACAUACACUCACAUUAACUUGUUUAAUUUCUAGUCAUUUUUCACAUGUAGUGCAAUUGUUGAGCUCUAAGAUGUAAUUACAAGCUGACACAUUCUGGGUGGUGCAUCUCUCAACAGCUUUCUGUCUGUUUUUUUAAAAAGCAUGGCUGAAAUGAUUGCAAUGGAGCUUUUAUGAUUAUGUGUGUGUGUUUUUUUUUCUCCUGUCUUUUGUUUGCUUUACUUUGAGUCAUUUUCUACACCUGAUUUUUGGUUUUCUCUGUUGUUCAUGUUGACUAAUUAGCUUUGCUUAAAUUGGACUAGCUGAAAUAUGGCAGGUGUUUAUCUCUGGAAAACUAAAAACCGCAAUCUGAGUUUGAUGCAGGCUGCAAAAAAUAAGGAAAGAUGAAGGGCACGAUGGGAAGGUCAUUAUUUGGGAUGAGGGGUCUGUGUGUGUGCGUGUUUUUUAAUUAAUACUACAAUGAAAGUAGGGUGUGCUGAGGCUUUGGGGACAUUGGAACAGUGCUUAUUAGACUACUGACCAUUGUUACACCCCCAUCCACACUACAUCCAUUAUACAGUGCCUGAUGUAUUUAGAAAAAAUAUCUCAAUGAGUUAGCUGAGCUGUGAUUGAAAAGACAAAAAAAGUAUUAAGUGUGCAUAUUUAGCCAAAGGGUUUUCCAAUGAAUUAAUAUCUGCGAUUAUGCCAUCUGUCUCACAGAGGGCUCUUUGUGAUUUAGAGUUGGAAAGGUGUGAAUUCGUGGUGCCUGCCUUCAGCUGACACAGACUGCUGAGUCACUACAAGUCAAAUCAGAUGCAGGGUUUUUUAUUUCACCUCUAAGCUUUUUGACACACCCCUCCUUUAUGCUGUUGACACAAAUAAAGUCACUUCUGUUAAAUAUCUUGGCUGAAUUUUCAGAAGCGCAUAGAUUCCCCACAUGAUAUUUUUAGCCAUUGUUUCACUGCUGGUUGUCUUGGAAAGAGAGGCUUGUCAGGGUCCAACAUCUUCAGAACUCCAUAUGAGAAUGUUUCUAGGCGCAUUCUAGGACCAUGAACAUAUUAAAGAAGGGUCCAUGUGGCUAAUUACAAUCACUACAAGCUAAUCUGACGACAGUGAUUCCAAUAAGAUCUGAGGCUCAUACCAAGUAUACUAGUUCCUGGAUGAUAAUUUGGGGGUUCUAACUGUGUAGCAGUCAAUACAGAAGUUCACCAAAGAGUGACAUAAUUCAAACAGGGGAAAAAAAUGGGGCAACUAAAGAUUCACUCAGUGUUUUACAGAACUUUUGGUAUUUUGUCUCAAGUAGCGUAUUCAUCAGGUUUGAACCAAGCCUAAAUAAAACCAAAACCCUCUCUCUGAUUUGAUUUGGAGUCAUAAGCUUUUGACACAAUAAACGCUCUGUUUUCUGAGGAGGUGAAGGCAGGCAGUUAACACUAAAUCAACAAGCUAUUGUUGUUAGGGGGAAGGGCACUUUGAAGUUCUGUACAUAAAUGCUUUUGUCAUGAUACCUGGCUUCUAGUUUGAGUUGUUUCAUCAGCCACAUUGCCAAACAGUGUUUAUUUGUUCGUUUUUAUUUUUGCAUCUAACAUUUGGACUUUUUUUUUCCUCCUCGUUUUUUUUUCUUUAUGAACCCUAGUUGGGAUAAAAGGUCGGCAUAAUCUGAGCCUUCCUGCAGAUAAACCCGUUUUUUUUUUUUUAAUUGAUGAAACAUUCAUUCUAUUCUAAAACAUAACAAACCAUCCAAAAGCGCAUCCACAAUGUGUCACACCUCCUGUAUCGUAGACUAGAUCCUGAGCCCACGAACCUUUGUUGAAACUCUCUCAAGAAAAAUAGAUGUGAAAGCCAUGCCUGCCUGUUCAAAUUGGCUUUAUACAUACGUUAUUAUAUAUAUAUAAAUAUAUAUAUAUAUAUAUAAAUAUAUAAAAAUGUAGAUAUCUGUCAUUGGCAUAUACAAAUACAGAAGAGAACAAAAAAUAGAUAAUUUUACAGGGUGCUGGAGAAGUGAAAAAAAUUGAGAACUCUAUUUUUGGCAAUUUUAGCUUUUGAUACUUUACUUGCAGUUACAAAAUCAGAAAAAAAGACAAAAAAAAGUUUUAAACAGUAUAGGGGGAAAACAAAAGCUGAGUGGGUGAGGAGAAAAAAAAAGUGCUGUUACCCUGGAUAUGAUUUGAAAAGGAAGACGAAGACCAAAACAGUCAUAACCCUGGAAAAGGUUAGAGCAAGACAGACGCCUGGAGAGUUUAAAAAAAAGGAUGAUCAAAUCAAAGUGCCUUAUCAACAGUGGUUUCUGUUUUCUGAGUAUUCCAGUUGUGUUCAAUAAUAUCCAGCACCCCACCGCAACGGCGCAGAGAGGAAUGGCUAGUGUUACACGCUCUGAAUAGUUGAGCAGGGUAGCUCCCACCUUUAUCGUGGUGUUACUCGAGUUAUUCUAUGCAAAAAGAAUAGCAGUCGUUUUGACCAGCUAAAAUAUGUGCCAUGGUUUUGUCUUCCUGAAACUGAGUUUUUGUUUUUCUGUUCCUUGACUUGAUGGCCCUUUACUCUGCUGUAUGUGCAGGUUUUUUGUUCUCUUUUCGUUUGGAUUUUAAUGAUCAUAUGAAAUAUUGUCUUGAUUUAUUUCUUUUUUUUUUUUGGUGAACUGUGACAAACUUCCUAGAACAAAUUGAACUGCCAAUAGCAAUGCAGCAGUCUGCCAGAGCAUGUUUGGAUCACAAACCUAAACGAAUAACACAACAGUCAAGGGAACGGAUAUAAAAAGGGGGGACUGGUCACCCCCAUUUGUUUCAACAGCUGCAAACUGAAAGCAUCCAGUCCAUGUCUCCAUCUGACAAACAGACUUUCAAUACAGUCAGGAGAUUUAUAAUGGGACGGAUGAAACACUGAUUAAUAAAGCAAACAACUCUUUUCACAGCCGAACAGUUUGCAGCUAUUGAAACAAGCUCAGUUUAUUGCUGGAAGGUGAAAUAAACUCAUGAUAAAUUGAGGAAUGGAUCCCAAUAUCACCCUGGCAGUUUGUUUUUCUACUCAUAGCUCUUUCAUCGUGCUGUUACACCGAAAGGUCAAUGAAUUUUUCUUCUCAGUGUUAUUAUUUUAAAAUUGAAAUGCAAUAUUAAAGCAGAUCAAGAGAUGGCUAUUCAGCAUUUGACAGUAUUAAGAAAAUUCCCUCUGCAAUGUUACAACUUGCUGUGUCAUUGUGAAAGGCUGGAUAAGUCCAUCAGGUGAAGGUGAAAUCUAAACCUACCGUAUUCUCUCUGGCCUGCCUACUACAUGUAUGAUAAUGUAAUUAACAGCCAUUGUUACAGGUUUAUAAUGUAUUUUUCUAAUCUCAUUUAUAUGUAUAUUAAUCAUGUUUCUGAGUGCUUUUCUUUUUUCUUUUUUUUUUUUUAAAGAAACCCACUGCUACUUUUUUCCCUCCCCUCUCCUCCUCCCCUCUUUCUCUUUUACAUCUUGAAACUGUCUCUUGUGGGGAGUGUUGCCUUUUUCCCUGUUAUAUUUUGUUCUGUUUUUUUCUUGCCAAUUCCCAGCUUGUUUAACUCAUUAGCUACUUUAUUAGUUUCCUUGUCAUAAGUAUUUUUACAUGCUUGCAUUUAGUUUUCAUGGUGUAUGCUGUUAUUUUUCUUAUUAACCUCUUGGCAUUUAUUUUAAUAAAACAUUCUUAGUAAGAAUUUUACUAACUUUGCUGAUAUUUUGUCUUGUGUUUUAACCAGUUUCAUGAAUGUAUUACCUUGGUCUGGUUCACGGACUAACACGAUUAAAAACUGGUGUCUGGCCAUCACUUACACUGACUGAUUCACACGCACACUACAGAAACACACACAGACCAGUCACCUGCAGGCACACACAACACAACCUAACUGGAAGCUGCACGAGUUGAUAAGUGCCCCCCUCCUCCCCUCACUGCCGCUCACGCACUCUCACCUCUAUGCUGGAGAAACCUGCUCACACUCUCAUACUCGCUCCCUCCCUCCUCGCUCAGUUCCAAUACUGCUGCUGUGUCUCGUCGUUUCUGACACUACGCUCUUUAUUAGUCGUCCUGUCCUUCUGUGUCUGACCCCGAGAGACAGCAGGAAGUGUCGAAGGGUGGAUGGGAUUGAAUGGGAGGGAAAGGGUGGUCAUAUAAUAAGCUGCAUGUUACUUGAGGUCACUGGGUAUCCUUUGGGUGAGCUGCACACUCUGGUUAAAAGAGUGGAGGGUUUUUUGUACACAAUGGUUACUCUCAUAGAGUGGAAAAAUAAUCCCUAAAGAUAAAAGUCCUCUUUCUCCUCGUUCGUGCAGGACUAGUGAUAAUCUGUGCAUAGACACUGCAUAUUAGUCAUCUCAAAAGGAUUAAUUUUACUGUGAAUCAUGUAGAGCAGGACAUUACAACUCGGGGCUAAAUUUACAGAUGACAGUUGUGUGAUAGUCUAAAUCUGUCCCCGGUCUUUCAUUGUGAGUUUUUUUUCCUCCACUGCAUCCAUGGCUUGUCAUGCCUGGAUAGCAGCAUUACAGUUAUCACCAGCUGUUGUCUGUUUGGUGAACACUUCUCCCCAUUUGGCUUAUUGAUAUAAGCGCUAAUACUGGGCCAUUUGGGAGCGUCCAUAAUGCUUAGACACACACCAGUACACCAUGCCAAUAUGAAGUACUCUGGGAUCAAAACAACCCUCCCUAUUCCUUCCAGUGUAAAACGCUGAUAUGGCUUUCAGCUAGCCAGUAUUUAUUGUUUUUGGGAGUUAGUUUUUUCUCUUUGUUUCUGCUGUGUCAGUGUGCUCGUCCCGGGUUUCUCCUCUCUUCUAUUCAGCUUCCUUCCUCCUCCUCUAAUUUAAGGUAUUGACACUGACACACAAGCAAAAAGAUUAACUUCAUUAAUCCUGAUUAUUACUUUAACCCACUGAGUGAUGCCUCAACAUUUUUUUUCUCUCUUUUCUUUUUAAAUCUGCACAACAAAACAACUCGGCCUUAACUGUUGCAAUUUCCUUCAUGUCUCGGCAAGCGAAGAACAAGGAUUAAAAGUGUCUAACAUCAAACUUAACACUUCUCUUCCUCUCUGGAAUUAACAUCUCAUGUCUUUGAUCUGAAAAUCGGGCGUUCUUCGCCCACACCUGCUUGUACACCAGCAAGACAAGGCAGAGAUUGGAUUACAGCAGCAAACAUUUUUUUAUCCACAUUGAGUAAAAGCUUUUUCUAUUUCCAUUUUUUUUGAUUGGCUUAUUUUUCGCCAUAAUGAGCAGUUUGAGCCAGUUUCCGCCCAUUUAGCAGGCGAUUUGUUUUUCUGUUUGUCAGUGCAGGCAGAUGAAAAAGACAUUAAUCGUGGACGUUAUUUUCCAGAGCACAACAAACACUGCCUAACAACAAUGCAUCUGGGAAUGAAAAAAAAAAGUGCCUUUUCCCUCGAGAUUGAGGAAUAAUAUAUUUUUGUACUUUAUCAUUCAAGUGCCAAUUUUCUGCCUCCCUUUAUCUCGCCGGAAAGCUUUUUUGUUAAGCACAAAAAAAACUAAAUGCCCACGUUUUUUAUUUUCUGUACAUACUCAAACUGGGAAUGUUUGACUGAAAAUCUUUGGAAUUUUGGUCACAACUGUUCCCACCAUUAAACUUCCGGUUUAAUGGCUCCUGUUCUGAAUCUGAUUGACUGAGAACUCUUCCUGAUCGGACCACAGUAUGCUGUUAACGCCUGUGUGCAUACUGCUGCCAUGUUCUCAGUGCCUUUUCCAAACACAGGGCAUUCAGUGUAUUUAUCUACUAACUACCUUUUCACCUGUCAGUCGUUUCUUUUUCUUCUGUUCUGUUUAACAAACAUUCCUCCAAUGAGUUAAACGGCAGGUUAACCAAUCAGUAUUGCUCUCAGCGAUGUAGCACUCAGGUGGUUAAAGGGCAAAUGCUACCAAAAUACAGAACGAGAAAAAUUAAAGCCCCACUGGAAUUUUUCUUUAUUUUUGACUGUGAUAAAUGUGCAUCAGAAGUCUCUUUUUUUUCCUAAAGUCAUACUAGUAUGAUAUAAACUGUCAGUUCCUCAUCCGUAUAGUGGUGCACUAAAAUAUGUGAGAUUUUUCUUUUUUGUUGUGGAGUUGUAAGAUUUUAUGUGAAGUAGCCUUUAUUUUGUUUGUGUUACCUUGUUUUUAUAGAGGGUUAGACUGAGAAUUUUUGAUUAGGGUGUAAAACAUGUAAUGCCAGUUUUUGUUGCUCACACCAAAAAAAAGAAAAGAAAAGAAAGGAAAACAAAUGUCAUGUGUGCAAUAAAGAACCAUAUUUACAAGCUUC
Notolabrus celidotus (New Zealand spotty) is the source of this 8277-nucleotide messenger RNA. It is a transcript of the gene qkia, whose product is annotated as QKI, KH domain containing, RNA binding a. Lineage: Eukaryota; Metazoa; Chordata; Actinopteri; Labriformes; Labridae. The record is from RefSeq and is a predicted model, not a curated record. Gene Ontology annotation, molecular function: mRNA binding. Bases 330 to 1499 code for a protein of 389 amino acids. Gene Ontology annotation, cellular component: nucleus. The transcript is spliced from 8 exons. Gene Ontology annotation, biological process: regulation of mRNA splicing, via spliceosome.